AUGACUGAAGAUAUGAAAAAAAUCAUAAGCGAUGUGGAAGUAAGCUCGAACCAGCCUCAGGCAUGGUGCAUGUUUGACUCAAACGAAGACACAUGUUGGUUUUCAGGCCAUGGAGGCCAACAAGACAUAAACAUUUACCUUAAGCAAGCAGUAUAUGUGCAAAGAGUUCGAAUACUCUUUCAAAGAGGAUUCCAUUGCACAAAGGGAAAAGGGUGUAUGAUUCUGAAUAACUCCCGUGAUUAUAAAGAAAUAGAAUUUCAAGACGGAGGAAGUACAGGAAGUCUGGAUAUUAACCAAACUGGGGACCAUAUCAAGAUAGUUCUGGAGAGAGGUGCAGACAUGUACGGUAGAUAUUGUAUCUAUAAACUUAGCUUUGACUUGUAG
Encephalitozoon intestinalis ATCC 50506 is the source of this 384-nucleotide messenger RNA. RefSeq lists its product as uncharacterized. The transcript has a single exon. Bases 1 to 384 code for a protein of 127 amino acids. The record is from RefSeq and is a predicted model, not a curated record. Lineage: Eukaryota; Fungi; Microsporidia; Unikaryonidae.